AUUGUGGGAUGACUUGCGGGAUCGUUAUUCUCUUGGUAACGGUCCCCGCAUUCUUGAGAUUAAGAAUGCUAUUGCUGAUUGUAAACAACGCGGUCGUUCUGUUGCAAUUUAUUAUGGUGAAUUAAAUAAACUGCAAAAUCUGUUGUCUAGUUACUUGAAAUUGCCUGCUUGUACUUGCUCCGCUGCUGCUGAAUAUGCUAGAAUGCAUGAAACUGCGAUGUUGCAUCAGUUUUGUAUUGGUUUGGAUUCCCAGAAGUUUGGGUCCGUUGUGUCUACGUUGUUGAUGAGUGAUCCUUUGCCUACUAUGAAUGCUGCUUAUGCUAAAAUUAUUGCUGAUGAGCGUAAGCAGUCUGUGUCUGCGGCUCAGGAGGCCACUUCUGCUACUUCUGUUGGUUUCCGUGCUACUGGUUCUGCUUCUGGUCGGUCUUCGGAUCGCCUGGAAUGUAGUCACUGUAAACGGGUUGGUCAUGAUAAAGACCAUUGUUAUUCGCUUCAUGGUUUUCCUGAUGGGGGUCGUGGUGGCCGUAGUGGCCGUGGUGGUCGAGGCGGUCGUGGCGGCCGGUCGACUGGUAAAGGCAGGGGUGAUUUUGCUGGUUCGUUGGUAGUACUGCUCGUGGCGCCAAUGAGCAAGUUUCUGAUUCUGAUCGUGGGAGUGUUCCUACGCUUUCUGAUACUCAAUGGAAGGAGCUACUGGCUGCCUUAAAGGGUUCCAAGUCUGGUUCUGCUUCGGAUAACACUAAACUUGGACCGCAAUUUGAGGAACCUGAUUGGAGCGGGGGAGCAGUGUGAUGGGGUCUAUAUUUUUCGUCCUGUUCGUGCUCGGAAUCUGCAGGCGCAUAGAGUAGUUGUUUCAGAUGCUAGUUUGUUGUGGCAUCGGCGGCUCGGGCAUCCGUCAAUGCAAGUUGUUUGUUCUCUUCCGGGUGUUACUAGUAGUCAUCAUAGUACUUCUGGUUCAAGUUGUUUGUUUGAUUGUGACAUUUGUUUUAUGGGGAAGCAACCCCGAAACUCUUUUCCAUUAAGUUCCAAUAAAGCAUCUGAUAUUUUUGACUUAA
This is a messenger RNA of Beta vulgaris subsp. vulgaris (sugar beet), 1052 nucleotides long. RefSeq lists its product as uncharacterized. The transcript has 2 exons. NCBI's taxonomy places the organism in Eukaryota, Viridiplantae, Streptophyta, Magnoliopsida, Caryophyllales, Amaranthaceae. The record is from RefSeq and is a predicted model, not a curated record. Bases 203 to 703 code for a protein of 166 amino acids.